AUUCAGUCUGCAUUCAACCAUUAAACAGGGCGUAACUUAAUAAAUUCCGAUACGCGUAGAACUUUGAAUUCUUUAGCUGUGAAAGAAAAGUAACAAUCCAAAACGUCAAGUUUUGUAAAAAUUAAAAGAAAAUAAACUUAAUAAACGGCCAAAAUUAAUAAAGAAUUGUGAAAUUAUUUCCCGUGGCCUAAAAAUAUGCUAUAAUUUUUGUUACUUAUUAAAAAGAAUACGGGAAAUAUGUUAACUAACAAACCAAAAAGGAAAUAGAUUUUUUACAAACACACACACACACGCGCGUGCAUACAUAAAUCAUACAUUUAUUAAUUAUUAAACAAUAAAGCAAAAACAAAUAAUUGUAAUUAAUUUCGAAAAAUAAUAAAAAAAUAAACGAAAUAUUAUCUUCAUUUUGAUAACUUAACUUUGUGUGUGUCUGAGUGUGUGUGAGUUAUUUCGAGUUUUUUUCGUCAUUACUGGCUGCUGACUGGCGGCUGCAUUUGGCCAUGGAUUUUCGAAGCCUUAAUAAUGGCGGCAGCGGAAACAGAUUUGUCUGUCCCAGUGACAGACAGUUGGCAUUGAGAGCAAAAUUACGAGCCGGCUGGAACAGUUCCCAAGUCCAUGAACCUCUACGCCCCGAAGAGCAAGCCGCCAUUAUAUCUGUCAUCCAGCGCAAUGAAGAAAUUGAAAGUGCCGAGCGGCAAAGGGUCGGACGCCUGGUGGAUCGUGUGGAAAAAAUCAAAUCUCGUGCCGUAGAAAAAGGUCCGAAUUGUUGUCGACUGUGUGGUGAUGCUUUCGGUCUACUGCGGGCCCAACGCAUCAUCUGUGAGGAUUGUAAAAAGUCCGUGUGUCCCAAAUGUAGCCUCGAUAUAAGUAUACGCUACCACACGGUGGAGAAAACCAAAGAGAUAUGGCUGUGUCGGAUUUGUUCCGAGACACGGGAGAUGUGGAAAAAAUCGGGUGCAUGGUUUUUUAAAGGUCUUCCAAGGUAUGAAAUACCACCAGGCUCAACGACAUCAACCCCGACCCGACACAGCGCAUCAUCGAUGGCCACCGAGGCAUUGAUGGCCCAGCGUAGGGCUCUCAGUUGCCAGACAACUCCCACGAGAAAUGUGCGAGUGAAAAAACUCACAAUAAGGGUAUGUGAUUCCAGCAGUUCCGAGGAAGAAGAAGAGGAGGAGGAGGGAGGGGCAAAUAAAUCCAAAGAUGAGUUGGAUGGUGGUGGGGUGGGCAAUGCCAUGAAUCAAUUGGCCAUAGGCGGCUCCAGCAGCAACAUGAGUGUUAGCCCCUCGGCCAGUAGUGAUAUCAGCCCAAGUAAGCUGCAACGGGAGGAUAGCUUUCGCAUGCGAACCUUUGGUUCCAUACGCAGUUUUAUUGAUGGCUCUGGGGGAGAACGAAGACUUUCGAAUGCUUUCUUUUUCAACAAUCGCUCAAAUUCCCGUUGCGAAGGUAAUGGCCAGCAGGAAUAUGAUAACAUAUCGACGGUAUCCACAGUAUUAACGACGGCCUCACAGGGUUCGGCAACACGCCGGGAAAGUGGAAAUUACAAUACCAGUAAUAGGAGGAGCUCUGUUUCUUCUUCUUGGUCUGUGAGUGAUAGCUCAUCGGGCACUUCGGGUACCACCGGAUCCAUAAAUCACCACAGCCACCAGCAAGUAAAUGCCCAUUGUCGGGAUCCUUUGCUGGGUUGGUUGGAGGUUUCCAUAUGCUAUCGAGAAAAUGAUCAUGCCUUGGAUGCGUGUGUGGUAAGGGCCCGGGAUUUGCCACCCAUGGAUCCGUUAGGUCUGACGGAUCCUUAUUGUAAGUUGAAUAUUGUGACGGCCGAGGGCAAGCCCAAAUAUUUGAGAUGGCAAAAGACCAAGUGUGUACACAAAACCAGAAAUCCAGAAUUCAAUGAUACCCUGCAGUUUGUGGGCGUGGAACCAGAUGAAUUGGGUAAUGCUUUGCUGUAUGUGGCCAUUUUCGAUGAGGAUAAAUAUGGACAUGAUUUUUUGGGUGCUGCCAAGAUUUGUUUGUCGACGGUACACAAUACCAAUCUCUAUAGGAUAUCCGUGCCGCUGGGUCCCGAGGAUCAAUAUAGCAAUGCUGCAGAGAUGUCCCAGGAGUGGCCACAUGGAAAAAUGUUGAUUUCGCUUUGCUACAACACCAAGAAACGGGCCCUGACGGUGAAUGUGAAACAAUGCAUUGAUUUGAUACCCAUGGAUAAUAAUGGCUCCUCGGAUCCUUUUGUGAAAAUUCAAAUGAAACCCGAUUCCCAUCGCAACAAAAAAUACAAAACCAGUGUCAAAUGGCGAACUCUUAAUCCCAUCUACAAUGAAGAAUUCCACUUCGAAGCCGGUCCCCAUGAUCUGAACAAACAGUCACUGGUCUUGACGGUGUGGGACAAAGAUUUGGGCAAAAGUAAUGACUUCCUGGGCAGUUUGGUGAUCGGGCACAACAGCAAAGGCGAAAGACUGCAACAGUGGUUGGAUUGUAUACGUUUGCCGGAUCAUUAUCAUGAGAAAUGGCACUGCUUGGCGGGUGAUAAUCCGCUGCAUUAGAUGAAGCGAGAAAAUGAGGAGAAUGAUGAGGGAUUUGAUGGAACAACCAAAAGCCAAUUGAAUUGAAGCAUUUAGCGCGAUCUAAUCAAAUUGAUGUCUUUCAUUCCAUAUUUAAGUUGUUUUUUUUUUGUUUUCUUUUUCAAAAUCGAACUUUUUUAAGUGUCCUUAAAAGGCUUUAGUUAAAAAAAAAAAUAUUUAAAAAAAAACUAAAAAUGAACAACAACAGCAACAGGAACUAUCUUAUAUAUUAAAAAAAAUAAUAUUUCAAAUAAACU
Messenger RNA from Musca domestica (house fly), 2809 nucleotides. Its product is annotated as rabphilin-3A. Gene Ontology annotation, cellular component: membrane. The transcript has 4 exons. The coding region runs from base 501 to 2534 and encodes 677 amino acids. Gene Ontology annotation, molecular function: small GTPase binding. The record is from RefSeq and is a predicted model, not a curated record. Gene Ontology annotation, biological process: intracellular protein transport. Lineage: Eukaryota; Metazoa; Arthropoda; Insecta; Diptera; Muscidae.